GGCGGGCCGCGGGACCCAGAAAAAGGCGAGAGGGGUGUCUCCGGGGGGAGCCUCCUCGCCGGGACUCUCGGGAGGCCUGAUGGAGUAAGAAGAAGGGUCGGCUGUGAAUGUAUGACGUUGAGUGCUUCAGAUCUGAUCACUAUGGUACGGGAACGAAAAUGCAUAUUGUGCCACAUUGUGUACAGCUCCAAAAAGGAGAUGGACGAACACAUGCGGAGCAUGUUGCAUCACAGGGAACUUGAGAACCUGAAGGGCAGGGACAGUAGUCAUGAGUGCCGAGUGUGUGGGGUCACAGAAGUGGGCCUUUCUGCCUAUGCAAAGCACAUUUCUGGCCAGUUGCACAAAGAUAACGUUGAUGCCCAGGAAAGAGAAGAUGACGGAAAGGGAGAGGAAGAAGAAGAAGAAUAUUUCGACAAGGAGCUCGUUCAGUUAAUAAAACAAAGGAAAGAACAAAACCGACAAGAUGAAUCUUCAAAAAGCAGCCAAGAAAUAAACUCAGAUGACCGGCAACCCCAAUGGAGACGAGAAGACCGAAUCCCUUAUCAAGACAGAGAGAGUUACAGCCAAUCAGCCAGGCAUCAUCGCGGCCCUCCACAGCGGGACUGGAAAUGGGAAAAGGAUGGCUUUAAUAAUACUAGGAAAAAUAGCUUUUCACAUCCUUUGAGGAAUGCCGCUGGGCCAAGAGGAAGCUCUGGGUGGCACAAAGGUAUUGCAAGAGGCUCCUCGGGCUGGUUUCACAACCACAGUAAUUCUGGCGGUGGUUGGCAUCCAAAUAGUGGGGUGGUAGACUGGAAUUACAACGCUACAGGAAGGAAUUCCAGUUGGCAUUCUGAGGGAACAGGUGGAUUUCCCAGCUGGCAUAUGAACAACAACAACGGAAACUGGAAAUCCAACGUACGUAGUACAAAUAGCUGGAAUUACAAUGGCCCGGCAGACAAAUUCCAACAAGGCCGAGGCAGAAACACGAACUAUCAAAUGGAAGACAAGACUGCGCCGUGGAACAAGAAAUUGAGUAAGGCCAGCAAGUACAAUGCAGAGCGCUACAAAUGGCAGUGGCAGGAGAAGGACAAGGCCAGCACAUUCAGGGGUCCUUCUGAAGGAUUUGCCAGCAGUGCGUUUCCUUCCGAAGGCUUGCUCGAAUUCAAUUUCGAGCCGUCAGAAAGCCAAACUCCUAAACCAACAGACCCCCCGCCAGCUUCCAAAAUGAACGGCAAGAACGGUAACACAGCAAGGGAAAAGUUCCGCCGCUGGACUCCCUACCCUUCACAGAGGAAUCUGGAUUUACUGUCAGGCUUGAAAGAAAUCACUAGCAACAAGUCCGAAAAGAUAGAUAAGCCUCUUUUUAACUUUAGCUUGAUAACCGCAGGUGCACAAGAGCCUCAAGCUGAAGAAGCAAACAAUUCCCCAAUGCUGAAAACACAAAAAGAAAUACAUUCUGGGUUUCUGAACUGCAAAGAUGUUUCUGAAGGCACCCCAUCUUGUGAGGGGAGAGGCUGCCCCCGCACAGAGCCGCCCGAGCCACCACGCAGCUCAGAGAAGAGAGCGCCGCCCAAGGCCCCUCUCCUCCCGCUCCCCGCCCCCAAAGCCGCGCCUCAAAAACGAGAUCCGAAGAAUCCCCCCAAGCCCCCCGAAGCCCAUUCUCGGUUUCCUGAGGAACAUUCAAAUCCCUUGAACAAACCCGCUGUGGAAGAUGAUCCUGGCUCUUCACAUGUCUCCAAGUUGCGCAGCCCAGGUCCUCGAGGCUUAAAAGGGAAUAAAACGACAUCCGGCACUCCAAAGGAACCUGAGGAGAAUCUAAAUGACACAUUGGAGAAAGUCCAGGAGAGGCCACCAUGUCCCAAGACACUCCCCAGCUCUUCUAAAAGGAGCAGAAGCCACGAGAAGGCCAGUAGGAAUGUGGAAGGCUCUGAAAAGGGGUCCUUGAAGAUGGAGUUUCCAGUUCCUGCAUUCGAAGAUGAGAGUGAUGGGGCGGCAUCAGACAUGGAAAAGCCGGAACCAAAAACCAGGACCGCCGUGGGUUCUACAGCGACGGAAACUUUGUCAUGCAGCACCCACACUGCUGAUGAGAAAGGAGACGAGGAGAGCCUGGAAACGGGUAGGAAGCCUGCCACUUCCCCAUGCAGUGCCACACUUCUGCACAAAGAAUCCGACGUGCAUGUGGCGCCCACAGCCAGCCCACAAGCUGGCCUCCCGCUAGACUCGAAAACCGCACCAGAACACGCCCAGGGCGACGACCCCGCAAAGUCUCACGCACUCUUUGAAACAGAGAGCUUCGAGAGUACCAGUCUGGAUCCCGAGCUUCAAAAAAACGACACUAGUCAGCCCUCAGGCCCUCUCCUGCCUGAACUAAGCAAGCUAGGCUUCCCAGCCUCCCUCCAGAGGGACCUCACCCGCCACAUUAGUCUGAAGAGCAAAAGCGGAGCCCACCUGCCCGAGCCGAACCUCAACAGUGCCCGACGUAUUCGCAACAUCAGCGGCCAUCGAAAGAGCGAAACAGAGAAAGAAUCUGGUCUCAAGCCAACCCUACGACAAAUUCUAAAUGCAUCUCGGAGAAACGUCAACUGGGAACAGGUCAUUCAGCAAGUAACCAAGAAAAAGCAAGAGCUAGGCAAAGGCUUACCCAGGUUUGGCAUAGAAAUGGUACCUCUGGUUCAAAAUGAGCAAGAGGCCUUGGACUUAGAUGAGGAGCCUGAUCUGUCCAAUCUAGAAGGAUUCCACUGGGAAGGUGUUUCCAUUUGCUCAUCCCCUGGGUUGACAAGAAAGCGAAGCCUUUCCGAGAGCAGCGUGGUCAUGGACAGGGCUCCUGUGUAUAGCUUCUUUAGCGAGGAAGGUACCGGCAAAGAAAAUGAGCCCCAGCACAUUGUUGCUGCGCAGAGUCAGAAAGCGACCAUGUGCCUUAAACAGGAAGUGGUCCCUCUGGCCGCCUCCCUCAGAGCAGGUGAAAGGGCUGAGAACAUUGGCACGCAGAGACGACAUAGUACACAGCCACCCGCUGACCCUGCAAUACCGUUGAUGCAUUUGGCCAAAGACUUGGCCAGCCAGGAGAGGUCCACACCCUUGUCAGAGUACCAGAAUGCCCAGGAGAGUAAUGGAGAAGGAAACUCUCUAUCAUUGAACGCUUCCUCAGCCCUCACCACCUCCACCUUAGCAGAUGCUGCCACAGACAGCAGUUGUACCUCUGGCACCGAACAAAACGACAGCCAGAGUGUUCGGAAGAAACGCAGAGCCACUGGGGAUGGAUCUUCUCCUGAACUCCCAAGUCUUGAAAGAAAAAAUAAAAGAAGGAAAAUUAAAGGAAAGAAAGAACGUUCUCAGGUCGACCAGCUGUUGAGUAUUUCCUUGAGAGAGGAAGAGCUAAGCAAAUCACUUCAGUGCAUGGACAACAACCUUCUGCAGGCUCGAGCAGCCCUGCAGACAGCGUAUGUGGAAGUUCAGAGGCUGCUCAUGCUCAAGCAGCAGAUAACUAUGGAGAUGAGUGCGCUGAGGACCCACCGAAUACAGAUUCUACAGGGAUUACAAGAGACGUACGAACCUUCUGAGCAGUCAGACCAGGUUCCCUGUAGCCUCCCCAGAGAAGCAAGAAGCAGAUCUCAGACCACUGCUGAUACCACGCUGUUGCCUAAUCCCUUCUUCCCCCUUUUCCUGGAGGCAGCUCCUUCCCAUGUGUCUCCAUCAUCCACCAGAGCCUCUCUCCAACUAGCCACUUCUCCUGCUUUCCAGGCUCAGGGCAACAUCCCUGCCCCAGAUUCAUCUGUUCAGAUUAAACAAGAGCCCAUGUCCCCCGAACAAGAGGGGAGUGUGAAUUCUGGGUCACAGGGCUCUGAUUUCAGUGUGUCCAAGGAACUACUGCACACUCAGGAAAUAUCUUCAGAGCCAGGUGAGGAUGAUGAGCCUACAGAAGGAAGCUUCGAGGGCCACCAAGCAGCAGUGAAUGCAAUACAGAUAUUUGGAAACUUACUGUACACCUGUUCUGCGGAUACAACCGUCCGGGUUUAUAGUUUGGUGAGUCGGAAAUGUACUGGUGUCUUUGAGGGCCAUACUUCCAAAGUGAACUGCCUGCUGGUCACCCAGACCUCUGGGAAGAACGCAGCCCUUUACACCGGUUCCAGUGACCACACCAUUCGCUGUUAUAAUGCUAAGACCCGAGAGUGUAUGGAACACUUACAGCUGGAAGACCGAGUUCUCUGCCUUCAUAGUAGGUGGCGAGUCCUCUACGCAGGCCUUGCGAACGGCACGGUGGUGACCUUCAACAUCAAGAACAACAAGCGACUGGAGAUCUUUGAGUGCCACGGCCCUCGGGCGGUCAGCUGUCUAGCCACAGCUCAGGAAGGGGCCCGGAAGCUGCUGGUUGUGGGCUCUUACGACUGCACCAUCAGCGUACGCGACGCACGCAACGGGUUGCUCCUCCGAACUCUGGAGGGCCACAGCAAAACCAUUCUCUGCAUGAAGGUGGUGAAUGACCUCGUGUUCAGCGGCUCUAGUGACCAGUCAGUCCAUGCUCACAACAUCCAUACCGGGGAACUCGUGCGCAUCUAUAAAGGCCACAACCAUGCCGUCACCGUGGUCAACAUCCUGGGGAAGGUGAUGGUGACAGCCUGCCUGGACAAGUUUGUUCGAGUCUAUGAACUGCAGUCCCAUGAUCGACUGCAAGUCUAUGGAGGACACAAAGACAUGAUUAUGUGUAUGACCAUCCAUAAGAGCAUGAUUUAUACUGGCUGUUAUGAUGGUAGUAUUCAGGCUGUGAGGCUAAAUCUGAUGCAGAAUUACCGCUGUUGGUGGCAUGGCUGCUCUCUGAUAUUUGGGGUCGUAGAUCACUUAAAACAACACCUGCUGACUGACCACACGAAUCCCAACUUCCAGACUCUGAAAUGCCGCUGGAAGAAUUGCGACGCAUUUUUCACCGCUCGGAAAGGAUCCAAGCAGGAUGCUGCUGGACACAUCGAACGACAUGCUGACGAUGACAGCAGAAUUGAUUCAUGAAGUUUGUUGCCUCCCAUGUUGGGAAGUCACUAGUAGAACUAUUUCAUUGUGGCCUCUUCACACAGACCACUCCCUCUUCUUCCCCCCCCCCCGGAAGCGGGGAAGUAGAAAGCCAGGCUUACCAACUAGCAAAAGCCUGUGCAGCUCUGUGAGGUCAGAGGUUACAUUUCAAGUUUGUGCAGGAGGGUGCAAUGACAUUGAAACAGAUUUUUUUUUAAGGAUACCUAUACUCCUCUGGGACAUAGAGUGAUUCAUGCGACUAGCAUUCUUUCCAUGUUUAUUAAAACUCCAGAUCUUAAUUGGUUACCUACUUUGGCCCUAAUCAUAUUUUUGUCACUUUGAGCUUGCAGUUUCUAGUUUAUGUUUCUUACGAUGCUUUCUGCCUUUGAUAGUCAAGCUUUCAGUACAGCUUUGUUGAGAUGCUACAUUUUCAGGACCCAGUUGUAAAGACUGGGUGUGUACUUACCUUUCUUAACCAUUAUUUGUAGUGUGUUUCAGAUAUUCACUUCCUUAGUAAAUGGACAGAGCUGGCUUGCAGUGCAAUAGGACACAUGGGAGAUGAUUGCUAACCAGCUUGAGUUGGAGGAUUCAGGACCCAGUCCCAUUGAGAUGAGUCCUUGUGGAAGCCUUUCCUGGAGAACUUGUGUGCAGGUCUGGCAGAGCGCCCGCUGUGAGGCAGCAGCCAGGCCAGUGUCUCCUUUUCUGUUCUGCUGUUAGGCCCGGGAGCUCCUUGCCACAGGUGCCUUCGGCUGUUUGGGCUGGAGGCGUACCCUGUGUCCCUGCACCUCUCCUGCCCUUUAACUGUGCCUAGAGCAAUGGCAGCCGUCAGUCCUCUGGGCUCACAGGGCAUUUUCCACCCACCCACAGCACCCCAGGUCAGGGAGUUAAGACUAAAGCAUCUGGAUACAGUCUUUAGGGACUGAAGCCGGCCUUCUGGAGACUUUUGGAAGCUAGUAUCUUGGUCUUUACCCACCUGCUGGCUGAGGAAUCUGGGACAACCGAAGCACCCAGGUCAACAGAGCCUCACUUUCAUUGUGGGACUUGGGGAUUUUUCUCUGGACUGUUGAUCAGUAAAAGUACACUAAGUGUCA
This is a messenger RNA of Dipodomys ordii (Ord's kangaroo rat), 6071 nucleotides long. RefSeq names its product zinc finger protein 106 (gene Znf106). Bases 112 to 4980 code for a protein of 1622 amino acids. The transcript is spliced from 20 exons. Lineage: Eukaryota; Metazoa; Chordata; Mammalia; Rodentia; Heteromyidae. The record is from RefSeq and is a predicted model, not a curated record. Gene Ontology annotation, molecular function: SH3 domain binding; RNA binding. Gene Ontology annotation, cellular component: cytosol; membrane.